Messenger RNA from Abrus precatorius (Indian licorice), 3594 nucleotides. RefSeq names its product pentatricopeptide repeat-containing protein At5g15280, mitochondrial. Gene Ontology annotation, molecular function: protein binding. The record is from RefSeq and is a predicted model, not a curated record. NCBI's taxonomy places the organism in Eukaryota, Viridiplantae, Streptophyta, Magnoliopsida, Fabales, Fabaceae. The coding region runs from base 1 to 3594 and encodes 1197 amino acids. The transcript has a single exon.
AUGUUCCUCUCUCUCUCCACCCUGCGCCGCCACCACCUUCUCUCUUCUUUGUCCUUCAUCCACCCCUUUUCCACAACCUCCUCCUUAGUCUCGUCGAACCUUAACCACGUUUCUCAAUCCAUUUCUUAUCCCAAUGCUUCUUUCAAAACCCACCUCUUGCAACUCUCCCUUGUCACCCCUGAAACCAUUCGCACGUGUUGGAGGCUUCCCUUGUUGGAACCCCAACACGUCCUUCAAUUAUUGCUCGGUUUUCAAUCCCAGUGUGUCAAUGGUGAGAUUCGGGUCGAAAAGGUUAGAUCUUUGUGGCAGAUUUUCAAAUGGGGUGCUGAGAGAAACGUGGGUUUCAAGCAUCUUUCGCAGUCCUAUGAAAUCAUGGCAUCGUUGCUUGUGCAAGUUGGGUUGCUUAGUGAAGCUGAGGAGUUGAUUUUUGCAUUUAAAAGUUGUGAGAUUUUCGAUGAUUUGAUUAAAGGGUAUGUUAGUGUGAAAGAAUUGGAAAAGGGUGUUUUUGUGUAUGAUGUUAUGAAGGGUCGAGGUAUGGUUCCUACUAGGUCUUGUUAUGGUGUUUUGAUUGAUCUCUUGGUGAGAAUGAAAAGGACUCAGCUUGCAUUUCGCGUGGCUUUUGAUAUGGUGGAGUUGGGUGCACCUUUAAGUGGUGAUGGCAUAAGGGUUUUGGAGAAGGUUAUGGUGCUGCUAUGUGUCGAUGGGAAGGUUCAGGAAGCAAGAAAUUUGGUGAAGAAAGUGUUGCCUCUUAAUUCUGAGGUUAGUGGUUUGGUUUUUGAUGAAAUUGCAUUUGGAUACUGUGAGAAGAAGGACUUCAAAGAUUUGCUUAGUUUCUUUGUUGAAGUGAAGUGUGCCCCUACUGUUACUGCUGCUAAUAGAGUUAUCAAUUCUAUGUGUAGCAGUUAUGGUGUAGAAAGAGCAGGGUUGUUUUUGCAAGAGUUAGAAAGUUUAGGUUUUACUCCUGAUGAAGUAACCUAUGGGAUAUUAAUUGGUUGGAGUUGUCAUGAAGAGAGGAUAAAGAAUGCAUUGAGUUAUUUAUCAGUUAUGCUAUCAAAAAACCUUUUGCCGUGUAUAUAUACUUAUAAUGCUCUUAUAAGUGGGUUGUUUAAAGUAGGUAUGUUAGAGCAUGCUCAUGACAUUCUUGAUGAGAUGAUUGAGAGGGGGACACUACCUGAUAUUUCAACUUUCAGAGUUCUCAUAGCAGGUUAUUGUAAGUCUAGACGGUUUGAUAAAGUGAAACUUUUGGUUAAAGAGAUGGAGAGCCGUGGGUUAAUUAAACUUUCUUCGCUGGAGAAUCCAAUUUCCAAGGCAUUUGUGGUUUUGGGCUUGAACCCUUCGAGUGUGAGGUUGAAACGUGACAAUGAUGGGAAACUUUCAAAAACGGAGUUCUUCGAUGAUAUUGGAAAUGGACUUUAUUUGGAUACUGAUGUUGAUGAGUAUGAGAACCACAUUAAUUUGGUUCUUGAAGAAUCCAUGCUGCCCAACUUCAAUUCAUCUGUUAAGAAGGAAUGUAGCAAUAGUAACCUUAACAAUGCAUUGAUUUUUUUUGAAGCAAUGCUUUGUUGGGGACAAGAAUUGCUGUUACCUGAAUUCUCAGAGUUAGUGAGACAACUUUGUUCUUCUCGGUCACAAAUUAAGUCAAUGACCAAGCUUUUGGAGAAAAUGCCACAGUCGGCCCAUAAACUCGACCAGGAAACACUCAAUCUGGUUGUACAGGCAUACAGCAAGAAGGGCUUACUGCACAAAGCGAAAAAUAUACUGGAUGGAAUGCUUCUAAACAAAUUUCAUGUCAAGAAUGAGACAUAUACUGCCAUAUUGUUGCCUUUAUGUAAGAAAGGCAACAUGAAGGACUUUAACUAUUACUGGGAUAUGGCUUGUAGAAACAAAUGGUUGCCAGAUUUGGAGGACUUUGAAUGUCUUCUUGCCCAUAUCUGCCAUUGGAAAAUGCUUAAGGAAGCUUUACAAUUUCUUGAAAUCAUGCUUUUAUCAUACCCUUACAUAAAGUCAGAUAUAUGUCGCAUAUUUCUAGAAGUACUUUCUACAAGGGGUCUUACAGGCACUGCAUUUGAUGUUUUAAAACAACUAAAACCUUGCUUCAUAUUGGAUCAUGCUGCUUAUAAUAAUCUUAUAAGGGGUUUAUGUAAUGAGGGAAAAUUUUAUUUAGCCUUUACAUUCUUGGAUGAAAUGCAAGACAGACAGUUGGCACCUUGUUUGGACACUUCAAUUGUUUUAAUCCCUCAAUUGUGCAAGGCUUAUAGAUAUGACAAAGCUAUUGCAUUAAAAGAAAUCAUUGUGAAAGAGCAGCCUUCAUUUUCUCAUGCUGCUCAUUGUGCAUUGAUAAGUGGAUUUUUUAGUAUGGGGAACACGGGGAGAGCUGACACACUGUUCCGCGAUAUGUUGUCUAAAGGACUAGGUACAGAUGAUGAACUGUGUAACAUGCUUAUUCAGGGUUACAGCCAGGCUAAUGACUUGCGAAAAGUGGGGGAGGCACUUGGUGUUGCAAUUAGAAGGGGUUGGGAGCUAUCUGUCAGAAGUUAUAGAUAUUUGGUGCGAUCAAUGUAUAGGAACGGUAAAGUCCUGUUAGCUCCUAGUUUAAAGAACCUUAAGCUUGCACAAUGUCCACCUGAUGGCCUUAUCAUAUAUAACAUUCAUAUUUUCUAUCUCUUGUCAGCUGGAAACAGUCUGAUUGUUAAUAAGAUACUAAAUGAAAUGGAAGAGAAGAAAGUUGUACUCGAUCAAGUUGGUCAUAAUUUUCUUGUCUAUGGCUUCUUGCAAUGUAAAGAUUUGUCUAGUUCUUUGCAUUAUCUGACUACCAUGAUUUCAAAGGGACUCAAACCAAAUAACCGAAGCUUGAGGAAGGUAAUAAGUAGCCUGUGUGAUGCUGGGGACCUGCAUAAGGCCCUGGAAUUGAGUCAAGAAAUGAGAUUAAGAGGCUGGAUACACGAUUCUUCUGUUCAAACAACUAUUGUAGAAAGCCUUCUUUCAUGUGGUAAGAUACAAGAAGCAGAAACUUUUUUGGGCAGGAUGGGAGAAGAAUCUCUAACUCCUGAUAAUAUAAAUUAUGAUUACCUGAUUAAGUGUUUUUGCCAGUAUGGAAGAUUGAACACAGCAGUUCAUCUUAUGAACACAAUGCUGAAGAAACAAAACAUUCCAGUUUCCACCAGUUAUGAUUUUCUCGUUCAUGGAUUUUGUGCACAAAAUAAAUUGGAUAUAGCUUUGAAUUUUUAUUCUGAGAUGUUGAAUUGGAAUCUCAAACCAAGAAUUGAUACAUUGGAAAUGCUUGUCCAUAGAUUCUGCCAAGAUGGGAAGACAGAACUAGCAGAACAUUUCCUAGUGGACUUGAUUCAUAGAGGUGAAACUCCUUCUAGAAAAAUGUAUUGCUCUGUAGUUAAGAGUUAUCACAUGGAAAAGAAUCUUAAGAAGGCAUCAGAGCUCAUGCAAGCCAUGCAGGAAAGUGGCUAUCAACCUGACUUUGAGAUACAUUGGUCUCUCAUAAGCAACUUAAACAGUGCCAAAGCGAAGGACACUGAUAAUGGGAACAAGGGAUUUUUAUCAAGACUUCUUUCUAAAAGUGGCUUUCUUCAAAGGAAAUGA